AUGUCGAAUAUUCCAUUUCCACGUUUGCAGCCUACUGUCGAAACGGGACCGAAACUAUUUCAACCCGACUUGAAUGUUCGGUUAAUUUGCCCAGAUUGCAAGAACCCUGUGCCGAAUAUCAUUGAGGAGUUCGCCAGUGGCGACCUUGUUUGUGGCGAUUGCGGCCUAGUUCUUGGUGAUCGAAUCAUUGACACAAGGUCCGAGUGGAGAACAUUUGCUAAUGAUGAAGGAGAUGAUCCUUCGCGUGUUGGUGCCGCCGCAAAUCCACUCCUCGACGGUUCGCAAUUGGACACUGUGAUCUCUAGAAGGGACGGCGGUUCAGGAACCGCAAGAGAUCUUAACAAGGUUCAUGGUCGUGCUAACGCCGUAAAGGGCGAGAAAAAUUUGAUUCAAGCUUAUCAAGAGAUUACUGCCAUGAGCGAUUCCAUAGGUUUAACUAGGUUAAUCGCUGAUAUUGCCAAACAGUUGUACAAGCGUGUCGAGGAAGAGAAGCUUUUGCGCGGUAAAAGCACCGA
Acaulospora morrowiae is the source of this 515-nucleotide messenger RNA. NCBI's taxonomy places the organism in Eukaryota, Fungi, Glomeromycota, Glomeromycetes, Diversisporales, Acaulosporaceae. The record is from the annotation of a GenBank genome assembly.